Messenger RNA from Staurois parvus, 296 nucleotides. NCBI's taxonomy places the organism in Eukaryota, Metazoa, Chordata, Amphibia, Anura, Ranidae. The record is from the annotation of a GenBank genome assembly.
CGGUGCCCGCUGUUCCGCCAGUUGACUCGAUGCCCGCGCUGUUCCGUCAGGUCACUCGCCCGCUGUUCCGCCAGUUGGCUCGGUGCCCGCAGUCUUGCCAGUUGACUCGGUGCCCGCAGUCUUGCCAGUUGACUCGGAGCCCACUGUCGUGCCUGGUGACUCGGUGCCCGCCGCUCCGCCUGGGGGCCCGAGACCUGUCGCUCCGCCUGGGGGUCCGGCGCCCGCCGCUCCGCCUGGGGGCCCAAGACCUGUCGCUCUGCCUGGGGGCCCGGCACCCGCCGCUCCGCCUGGGGGCC